Molecule: messenger RNA, 325 nt
Organism: Angiostrongylus costaricensis
Lineage: Eukaryota; Metazoa; Nematoda; Chromadorea; Rhabditida; Metastrongylidae
Source: the annotation of a GenBank genome assembly
CUGUAGUGGAAGCAAGAGACAAGUUGACGAAUGCAAUAUCAGAUGUGAGAGCGGUGAGGUUUUUAAAGCAAUUUUUUACUUUUUCUCAUAUUUAUUAAAUCUGAACUCAUGUAAGGCAAAGGACUGCAAUAAUCGAGGUACGUGCUUGGGAACGAAAGCAGCCUAUGUCUGUGCCUGCGUGCUAGGUUACACGGGAAGGAACUGCGAAGAAACAGUGUGUGACUCGUCCAGAGAUUGUAAUGGACGGGGAAUCUGCUUCGGCACCACAAAUUCACUGACAUGCCUGUGCAAUUUGGGCUAUCUUUUAUGUAGGACACCUUUUUAA